GGUGGGGCGCCCCGGGCCGGCCGAUAGCCGAGAGUCCGGCGGAUCGCGUGGCUUAAAGCGAGCGGCGCGAUGCUGUGCGCCCGGCCGGGCCGUGCGUGCGAGCUCAGCUCUGCGGUUGUAGCGUAACGCCGUCGUUCCGUAUCGGAAUGAGUUAUCCGUCCUGCUGCUUCAAACCCCUUGUUAAAAUCACCCUUUCGUACAAGGGAUUUGCGUGUGUCGGUAGUGCCGUUCGCACUCGCAAAACAGAAGUUUUGAAGCGUGUUCUUACACGGUGCAAGGAAGUAAUAAGUGAAAUGUUCACACCUCUGACGUUCCCCACCUGUACAAGCGAGCCCGCAGCACGCGCGGCUCUGUCACCCCAUCACCUCCCAAACCCAACAGCGCUGUCUCUGCCCAGGAUGCCUGUAGGAGCCAUGCCGGCAACGACAGAACCGUUCGGGUUCUGAAGUGCGAUUGCCAUGGCACCAGCACCUCUGUGAUGCGGGCAGCGGUGCCCACCAGACGACAGCGGGCACAGCGCUAUCGGGAUCACCCCGUGCCUGGGUCCCUCAGCCCCGUUCCUUACAGAAGGCGCCGGGAUUCUGAUACCAUAGCAGAAAGGAGUGCCCUAAGAGAGCAUGUGUAUCCUAAGCUGAGAGAAUUCUGCAGGGAAAACUAUGGGCUGGAAUUUCAGGUUAUAGAUUUAUACUGGGGAGUCAAGGCAGAUGAAUGGGACAGUCCUGAGCUGCAGAAGACUCGCAUGAAGCUGUUAGAAGAUUGCUUGAAAAGUUCUGCAGGUCCAUGUUUUGUUGGCCUGCUGGGAGAGAAGUAUGGGAACAUUCGCAUCCCAGGGGAAGUGGAGUCAGCUGAAUUUGAAAUGAUCCUGGAUGCUGCCUUGGAGGCCAAGCUAGAGACCAGAAUUAUAGAAGAGUGGUACUGCAGAGAUGAGAACGCAGUGCCACCAGCAUAUUACCUCAGGCCAAAAUCUGAAAUGCUGAAGAGCUACCAGAAUACAAUGGAACCUUCUUCAAACUCUAUGAAUGAGAACAAAUGGCAAGAUAUAUCAGAAGAAAUAAAGAAGAUUUUUAAGACUGCUGUGAAGUUGCUGUAUGAAAAAGGAAAAAUGAAACACAGCCAAGCAAAGAGAUAUCUUUCCUCUGCUAUUGAAGAUGAACUUGACUUUGCCUUGGGUAAACAAACACCAGCUUUCCUAAAGAAGUGUGUUUGCUACAUUCGGAAAAUUGCCAACAUUGAGCGUUUUGUUAAAAUUCCAGAGAUGGGAAAAUACAUGGAUGUGGUACAUUCAGCUGGGAAGUUUCUACGAGAUCCCGAAGCUCAUGAGAAACUGAUCAAGCUCAGGGAUGAAUUCAUUCCUACCAUCGUUGCAUCCUCCAAUCUGAGAGUGUACACAUCCGUCACUCACUGUGACAUGAAACUGGGGUACUCCCAAGAAGUGGAGAAUCAUUACAUUGAAGGACUUGGUAAACAGUUCUAUGAAGACAUGAUCGAUAUAAUCCAGGCAACAGUGCAGCAGAAUUUUGACACCGAGACAGACUUGCUGUAUGAUGAAGUUCUUCAGCAUUCAUCACUAUGUAAAACAUACUCCACUUUUUAUGAAUACAGAUGUGAGGCAUUAAACAUAGUUCACAAGUAUGUUCUACCUAGCAAAAUAGGACACAUUAACCCUCUUGUCAUAUACGGAGGACCAUGCACAGGGAAAACUCUUUUAUUAGCCGAAGUGGCAAAGAAGGCCUAUUCCUGGCUGCAAGAAGAGAUGGGACCUGAUUCUGACCCUGUGGUAAUUAUAAGAUUUUUGGGAUCCACUGAAACAAGCAUAGAUCUGAAGAAUAUACUUCAAAGCAUUUGUGAACAAUUAGCAGUCAAUUAUCGUUGCCUCGUGCAAAGUUACCCAAAAAAGAUUCAUGACCUCCGGGAUUUGUUCAUAAAUCUCUUGAAUGAGUCUUCAUUCCACAGGCCACUGGUGAUAAUAUUCGAUGCCCUAGAACAGCUAACAGAUAAUGAUGAUGCUAGGAAGCUUUGGUGGCUUCCCAUUCACCUUCCCCGUUCUGUACGGAUAAUUUUGUCAACACUGCCAAACAAAUAUGGGAUCCUGCAAAAACUGAGGUGCCUUAUUCAUGAAGAAGACAACUACAUUGAAUUGAUUGCAAGAGACAGAAAGAUGUGUAGCCAAGUACUGAAACAUCAACUGCUGCGAGUUAAAAGAAAAGUAACAUCAGGGCAACAAAUCUAUGUUAAUGAAGCAUUCUCCAAAUGCACACUGCCUAUGUUUGUGAACUUAACCUUCAGAGAGGUCAAGAACUGGAGAUCUCACAAAGACGUGGAUGAGUCUUCCCUCUGUGUCACUGUACAUGAAAGCAUAGAACAGCUGUUUUGGUCACUGGAAAGUAAAUGUGGAUCACGGCUACUGUCAAGAGCACUUGGCUACAUCACUAUGUCCAAAUCUGGCCUGAGUGAAAUGGAACUGGAAGAUAUUUUGGCCCUUGACAACAGUGUUAUGUAUGAAGUAAGGGAGAGUAUCCCAGGAAGUAAUACCCUGAGAAUUCCGUAUGUAUACAUUGCAAGGCUUAAGGAGGGUUUGCAGGGAUACUUAAUAGAGCGACAAGUGAAAAAUGUUACCCUUCUUCUUUGGGCAAACAGACACUUGCACCUAAUUGCACAGAAAUUGUAUCUGAACAAUGAAGAAGACUUGCAGGAAAUGCACACAGUCAUGGCGGAAUAUUUUCUUGGUGUUUGGUCAGGUGGACGAAGAAAACCUUUUUACAGCAAUGACCAAUAUUUGAACAGUUGCCCUGACCGUGAUAGCAGAGGCCUGAAUGAGGAAGAAAAGCACUGCAUGGAUCAGAUUGCUUUUGACAGGCAGGCACCUGAUCAGCCGUGGGUUUUUCAGUGUAAUCCCUUAGAGCCUGACAUCUUUUUUAUCAAUCACAGAAAAAUGACAGAGCUUAUUCAUCACUUGACAAGAUGUGGAAGAACAGAUGAUAUGCUGUAUGGAGUCAUUAUGAACUUCAGCUGGCUGUACACCAUGAUUAGAAUAGGGCAGUUUGAUAAAGCACUUUCUGACAUAGAACUGGCUUACACCUACUCACAGGAAAAAGAACUGAAAUUUCUGGCCAGUACCCUACGCAGUAUCAAGUUCAAAGUAGUAAAAUACCCAGGCUCACUCUCUGCUGAGUUGCAGCAGAGGCUUCUGCCAGUAGUAAGUUCACUGCCUAAACUCAGACAUCUCCUCUUAGAAUGCGACAAGGAUGGGCCCAAGUACUGCUCUAUCGUCCCCUUGCAUUCUUCCAUGGAUGUAACUUACAGCCCUGAGCGCCUGCCACUGUCAUCCAGCUGCAUGCAUGUCACUGAAAUUCUGCCUACUUUUAAUCCCAGUACAAUCAUCGCUGCUUUGGAAAAUGGCUCCAUCAGCACUUGGGAUGUAGAGACUCGCCAGCUACUGAGGCAGAUUACAACCUCUCCAUCUGUUAUCAUAGGGAUGAAACUUACUAGUGAUGAGAGGUAUCUUGUAGUGGCUACAACAAACAACACUCUUUUGAUAUAUGAUAAUAUAAAUUCCUGUCUUUUGUCUGAAAUGGAAAUUAAAGGGUCAAAACAUUGUGGAUUAGGGGGGGCUUCCAGUUUUAUAAAUGGGUUUACAUUAUCAGUCAACCAUGCACUUGCAUGGCUGGAAGCCAGCAAAGAUGUCACUGUAAUAGACCUUCUUUAUGGCUGGCCUCUCUAUCACUUCCACUGCUGGUACGAGGUAACCUGUGUGCAGUGUUCUCCAGAUGGAGUUUAUGCCUUCUGUGGACAGUAUUUGAACACAACAACCAUUUUUCACUUAGGCAGUGGAGAAAAGCUGGCCACUGUGACCUCUGAAUUUUCUAGUGGAUUUGUGAAAUUCCUUCUCAUUCUGGACAAGGCCCAAGAAAUGGUGAUGGUGGACAGUGAAGGCAGCCUCUCUGUUUGGAAUACAGAGGAGAUCACAAAUCCCCAGCUUACAGAUGACUUUGACUGCAGGAGAGAUGACAGUGAAGUUGUCAGCAUAGAGCUUUCUGAAGACCAAAGUGCAAUUUUAAUUUGUAAGGCUCUCAGCAUUGAGCUUCUUGACACUCAUGUGUGGAAGGUAGCUGAAAAGUUCAGAGCUAAACACAACGAGCGCUUUAUAUCUGCUGUGUUGUCCAAAAAUGGCAACUGUAUAAUUGCUUCAAUGGAAAAUACCUCAGCCAUUUUUGUUUGGAGAAGAGACACAGGACAGUGUAUGGCAAGCUUACAGGAAAUCUCAGGAACUAUAGUCAGGCUAAUUAAAUCAAAUCAUCAUAACAUGCUGCUAUCUUUAUCUACCAGUGGUGUCCUUUCUAUCUGGGAUAUAGACAUCAUAACUGCUAUGUCCAAUAUUGACAAAUCUGGCAAACCUAUCCAAAGACUGGUGUUGCCAGCCAGAGGUGAAUUAAUAUACACAUUGGAUGGAUCAGAUUCUGUCCACAAGUGGAACUUCAGCACUGGAUAUAUUGAAGCUAUAUUCAAGCACGAAGGUAUUGUUGAAAACUGUGUGCUGACCUCUUCUGGAGAAAUAAUGAUUACAUCAGAUGAUAAAUGCAGCCAGUAUGUAUGGCACACUGUUAGUGGCGAAAACAUCUUUCGCAUUAAUGGGCAAAAAAUCUCUGAGCUAAUGAUAACUCAUAAUGAUCAGUUUGUAGUCUCCCUCUGUGAGCAAAAUGCAUCCAGAGUUUGGCGACUGGCCACAGGACAUAGGGUUUGCAAUAUUUUAGUUGCCUUACAGAAUGCAUUUAUAACAACCGCAAAUACAUUUGUGGUCGGAAUGGCAAAGAAUAAAGUGUUGGCAGUGAGUCUCUGGACAGGCAGUAUAACCAAGAAGUUUUGCUGUGAUGACGGUGCAAGCAUUGUAGAUGUCAAACUGAUACCGGACUGCCCAGAUAUUAUAGUAUUUAUAACAUCUACUGAAACUGUGAACAUCUGGAGCUUAACAGAGGAAGUCAUCUGCAGACGUGUACAACUGCCUACCAAUUUCUUGAAAAAUCUGGAAGACUUUGAAAUGUCCCCAAACGGCAAGCUAGGAAUUAUAACCCGUGGUGAUGAGAACAUCAAUGUGCUUGAUCUACACAGUGGAAAACUUCGUGUAGUUCACGCUCCAGGUGUUAUCUGGCGGCAAAGGCUGUCUCGUGAUGGCCGCUAUCUUGUGUACAUCUGUUUUCUCAAUGAAGAUGAUGACAAUGGUGCAAUCUCUAGUUUAAUUGUAAUGAGGCUAGCGGACGGCAAAAACAUUGGUGCCUGUUCUCUUUAUAAGACUCCCACUUUCCUUACACUCUCACAGAGACAUUUAAAUAUUAUUAUUGGAUUUGAUGACGGAAGUAUAGGCACUUACACUGUAGUGGAUCGAGUCGACGCAGCACUGAAAAUCAAAAUUGCUACUUCAAACAGCCGUCAGAUUUUCAACAACACGACACAAGUGAUUAGACCAAAAUGUCACAAUUAUAGCUUCAAAGUGACUGCAGACUGCAUAUGGAGGGAAUCAACUGAAGUGUUUGCCAGGGAUAGCCCCAUUACAGUUAUAGAGCCUGAGGUGAGUGAAGCAACACCAACCAAAAAACACAACUAUUGCUAUGAAAGGGUGUGCUCAGCCAUAGACUGCAGAGGACACAGUUUUGCUUCUGACAACUGAGAAUCUGUCCGGACUAGUUUACCUGAGUAAUAGUAUACAUACAUAGAUUUGUCUUCUGAAUUCAAGUAAAAAUCAGUGCAUUUCUUGGAAGACAUUAACAGCAGAGGGCAGACCAGCUAUUUCUUCCUUUACAGAUAUUCUUAUAUUUACAUACACAAACACACACACACACACAAAAAAAAGGGGGAGGGGGGGGUUGGGAGGGAACAUGAAGCAAAUAUUUAAGCAACGGGCUGCAGGGUUUUUUUUAAUUAUGGAAUACAAGGUUCAGUCCAAGAUUUCACCAGGGCCUUGAUUAACAAUUUCUAGCAAUACUUUGAAAAUUGUUAUGCUAUUACAAAUGUUCACUGAUCUUAUCUGCAACUGACAAACAGCUUUGACUAGAGCUAAAGUUCCAUGUGAUCAGAAAGAAGAGGCAGACCACUGUUUAUAAACUAAGUCGCCUAUAAGUGGUCAGAGCUGAAUCUAUAGCUAACAGCCAACUUUAUAUCCACUUGCAAAAACGUAUUUUUCUUGCUUGAUGGUGCAAUGACAAGAUGUCACCUGCCAACCUGGAACACUUGAUACAUUCCAUCAUCAUUUUAAAAAUAUUUUUUAAUUUCUUUUAAUUGGGAUUGAUUUGGGGUUGAAAGGCAUAGGUACCAGUCAGCUGCAAAUGUGACAAUAUGUGAGGUGAUAGACACUUGUUCACCUCAGUGAAAGGACUAAUAGAUUUCUUUUUUUAACUGCAUGCAGAGAUUUCAGGUUUCUGUAUUGUGAUAUAUAUUAAAAAAAAAAAAAAAAGUUAUUAAACAUAGAUCAUAAAAGGAAUAUAGAGUUGGGUCUUCGUUUUUGGUUUGAGGAAGUUAUAUGUCUUCAUAGUGUGUGUUAGUCAUUAAAACUAACUUUUUCAAAGACAAAGGGCAUUGCAGAUAAACAAUUGAACAUAUGAAUAUGUUAAAAGAUGGCUGCCUGUUUUGAUGUAAGAAAGUCUAAAGUAUCUCCUGUGUUCCCAAAGUACUCUUGACAGAAAGUUUUCAGACAUGCCAUGUUUUAAUCUUAAAAACAUUUGCCUUACUAUCAUUUCUGUUCUUUCCCAUGUUAAAUACAGAUCAGAUGACCAAACACUCUGGGACCGCUUGUAUAUGUGCUAAUUCUCCACUAAAUGCAAAUGCUGCCCAAAGGUUCUUUAUUGUUCCAAUUUGUAAUGUUUUUUUCUUACCUACAAGCUUCACUUUCCGCUUUAGAACCGUUCCGAGCCUUUUGUACAGUUUUAUCAGUUUCAAGGCAGAAAUUGUGAAAUAACAACAAAUGCUUAAAAAAAAUAAUUCUGUUUCAUCCAAGUGAAAGAAAUGCUGGACAUCAUCUCAACACAUAGGAAGACAUCUCCCUCCUUACGUACCUUAAAGAUGGCACAUCCAAGGAAAAUUUUUCACAUGGUUCAAGCAAAACAGUUUCAUUUUUAAAAUGAGAACUUCAUGCCACAGAUUUCCAAGAAAUGAAUGCUAAGCUGGAACUUAAUGUAGUGUGUGAAUGUUCUAUGUACAAGCCAAUAUAGUAUAUUAAGUGACUUGAAUGAUUUUUCCUAACUUGUUUGCAACUAAUAGAUCAUAUUGAAUGUUUUUAUGUAAACUUUGUAUUGUUGGGAAAAACCUACUGAAUCAGAGAUUUAUAUUUUCAUAAAUGUCAAAUUUAGUUAAAUUUUGUUACAGAGUUGUUAAAUUAGAAAUCUAUUGCAGUCUUCAAACAAUAUACAGUCUUGUGUAUGCAUUGUUUGUACUAAUAAACUAAGGACACAGA
Molecule: messenger RNA, 7441 nt
Organism: Coturnix japonica (Japanese quail)
Lineage: Eukaryota; Metazoa; Chordata; Aves; Galliformes; Phasianidae
Gene: NWD2
Product: NACHT and WD repeat domain containing 2
Molecular function (GO): protein binding
Source: RefSeq, a predicted model, not a curated record